AUGGUGCUCGCCGACUCGUCUGUCACAAUCCGAACCCGCGUACGCUCCGCUUUCGGUCGUCUCCGCCCCAGCAAAUCCUCCCUGGGUUUAGCGACCAUGAUAAAGACUGAGUCUAUCCCUCCAGUACCACUUCCGGUGCUCCAUCUCCCCGAGGCGCUUUCAUCUGAUUUCACUGAAGCCAAAGUCUUUGAUGACUUUUGGGAUAAGAAAUCAAACACCCCGGUCCUUCUCAAGAGAUCCGAUAAAAAGCUGUCGAAAAGACCGGCUACUCGCCCAAAACCGCCAGCUGAUAACAGACAUCUACCUGUUUUGGAUCAAAUGCUAUUGCAGCAAGGCUUAGUGGACUCCCCCAUCAGCAUCCACCUGACUUCCUUGUUGGCAGAAUCAUGCCAAUCGUUGUCAUCUACAACAACGACCAGGCGCAGGUCGUCCUCAGAAUCUGUCUAUUCGCCUAGGUUACUUUGCUUGGCCUCAGCUGGACCAUUCACUCCGGAAGUGGUUAUCAAUCAUGUUGGCAAAACCACCCCAGAAUCUUCCGCAACGUACUUCGAUAUGGUCGAACCAGAAUGCUGCCUUCCGGUGAUUAAUUCAACUGAGGCGUCUGACUCUCCCCAAACCAUUAGUUCGGGAAUACUCCCUUCGGCCAGCUCGCCAAAUCUAUCCCUCCGCGCCGUCAAACUAAGCGCAUCUCCAUCGCAUCGCUGUCUAAAACGUCGAGGACUCAUACCAUCCAAUCAGCCAAUUUCUUCUCAAUUACUCCAGUCAGUCUUGUCAAAAAGCACUUCCGACUUAGGAUGCCACGUUGAGAUUAAGAGUCCUUCAGACUUCAAACUUCAACCCGCUUUGUCAGCUGCAAUUUCAGUAUGGACUGACGAUUCGAACAAGGACUCCACUCUCCGUCCACAGAUUUCUAAUUCACGGCAACCAUUGGCCUCACUCGAUAAAAAUUUACCCCUUCCCUUGCCAAGUUAUGGAAGAAAAGUGACGCUAGCAAAAACCCAAGCCUAA
Puccinia triticina is the source of this 1008-nucleotide messenger RNA. RefSeq lists its product as uncharacterized. The record is from RefSeq and is a predicted model, not a curated record. Lineage: Eukaryota; Fungi; Basidiomycota; Pucciniomycetes; Pucciniales; Pucciniaceae. Bases 1 to 1008 code for a protein of 335 amino acids. The transcript is spliced from 3 exons.